Messenger RNA from Peronospora matthiolae, 960 nucleotides. Lineage: Eukaryota; Oomycota; Peronosporomycetes; Peronosporales; Peronosporaceae. The record is from the annotation of a GenBank genome assembly.
AUGUCCUCUGCUCAUGAUGCCACUACCAAGAUCUCCAUUGACAAGUUCGACGGCGACAACUACGCGACGUGGAGCCGCUACAUGCGUGGCGUGUUCCUGACCAAGUCGGCGUGGCACGUGGUGAACCGGGAGACCACCCCCACCUUCGCCGAUCCUCGCGCCAGUGACGACUACGUCAAGACGAACAACAUUGCGUUCGGCUUGAUGCUGCUGCACAUGAGCGCAGAUUAUCAUCACGUGGUUGAUGACUGUGAAGAGGCGUGGGUCGCGUGGGCGCGUUUGAAGACGCUGUACGGCGGGUCGCAGAAGGCUGGACGCAUCUACUUGAAGCGCCAGCUGUUCAGCAUGGAGAUGGCGGAAGGCGGCAAUGUGAUGCAUCAUUGCAACGAAGUCCUCAACAUCAGCGCGAAGCUCAGCAGCAUCGGCGCCAAGAUGGAGGACGAGGACGUGGCGAUCUGCUUGUUGCGCAGCCUCCCCAAGAGCUACGAGAACGUCGUUCUCAACUUGGAGAUGAGCAGCGCGGAACUGCGAUCGCGAGACGUCGUGAGAGUGCUCACGAAUGAGCACAUCAAGAGGCAAGGUGACAAGACGACAUCGGUGAAGACUGAAGACGCGGCGAAGGCGUUCAGUGCCAAGCGUGAACCUCGCCAGUGUACAUACUGCGGAAAAUUGGGGCACACGGCGGAGCGGUGCUGGACCAAGCAGAAGGACGAAAAUCAAGGUGGAGCUCGACGCGGCGGCAACAAUGCUCGUGGACGCGGAGCCAACAACGUUCAGUGGCGAACCAACAACAACAACGACGACAACUACGAUCGAGUUGCGUUCGCGGUUUCGCUGGAGGCUGGACAUUCGAGGGGCAAGAAUAUGCCAGGGAUGUGGGCAGUCGACAGCGGUGCGACGCAUCACAUCUGCAACGACAAAGCCAAGUUUGCAAGCCUGAAUGAGCGAGAGGAAGGCUAA